AUGGACAACGAAAGCGCCGUGCUCUAUCCCAACCCGAUCGUUGGCGAGAGCGUCUACAACUACGCACGCGAAAAGUCGCUGACCCUCCCCCCGCACAUUCAACAAUACCAUGCCUGGAUCUACGAAACUCAGGGCCGCAUGGCCAUGAUGACCAGCUCUGUCUUCCAGGGCAAGUCGCUACACUGGUUCGCCCGUGCCAUUGACGCAAAGAGAGUGCUGGAGAUCGGCGUCUAUAUGGGCUUCACUAGCCUCGUCUGGGCUGACGCCGUCGGCCCAGACGGCAAGGUCGUGGGCCUCGAGCUCUCGCCCGAGUACGCGAGCCAAUCCCGCAAGAUUGCGGCCGACAGCGGCAUCCAGAACGUCGAGGUCGUCGAGGGCGAUGCUGCAGAGCUGCUUGGACAGCUCUCCCCAUCCGAGCCCUUCGAUAUCAUCUUCAUCGACGCCGACAAGGAUCGCUACCCCGCCUACCUGGAUCUCAUCUUGGAAAGGUCGCAGCGCGGCGUCGAGCCCCGGCUUCUUCGUCCCGGUGGCAUCAUCAUCGCCGACAACGUCAUCCGCCGUGGUCUCGUGGCCAACAGCUCCGACGAUAACCCUUGGGCCGAAAGGUUUAAGAAGAUUGGCCUUUGGUCCGACAAGGACAUGGAGGCUCUAAACAGCUUCAACACAAAGGUAGCCACCAACAAACGCUUGGAAAAUUUGCUACUGCCGCUGUUCGACGGAAUGUCCAUGUCUAGACUUAUAGACUAG
This is a messenger RNA of Colletotrichum graminicola M1.001, 747 nucleotides long. RefSeq names its product O-methyltransferase. The record is from RefSeq and is a predicted model, not a curated record. The transcript is spliced from 3 exons. Gene Ontology annotation, molecular function: O-methyltransferase activity; S-adenosylmethionine-dependent methyltransferase activity. NCBI's taxonomy places the organism in Eukaryota, Fungi, Ascomycota, Sordariomycetes, Glomerellales, Glomerellaceae. Bases 1 to 747 code for a protein of 248 amino acids.